Molecule: messenger RNA, 3051 nt
Organism: Haliotis rubra (blacklip abalone)
Lineage: Eukaryota; Metazoa; Mollusca; Gastropoda; Lepetellida; Haliotidae
Exons: 3
Coding region: 321-2648 (775 amino acids)
Cellular component (GO): Golgi apparatus
Molecular function (GO): antiporter activity
Source: RefSeq, a predicted model, not a curated record
AUUAUGAAACUGCUAUUUUAAUUCAACGGGUUUCUUCAACAUCCUUUGAAAAGUUAAAACAAAAUACUCGUGUGUUACGUCAGCUAAACCAGACAUUAUUAUGUCCCUGUAAUUUGUUCUGUAUGUUUAAGUGAGUUAUUACAGUGUCAUUAGCACGACGUCCGCCGCUCUGUGUGACUUGUUUGGCCAUCAAUAUGACAUGAGACAAAGUCUAUACUGAUACAAAAGCACUGUCUCCACACGAGUUCUGCAUAAGCAGCAGAGUGUACCGUUUUGUUAUUCCAACACAAGGGACAGCAACAGGAAGGAGGGACGCUAAGAUGGCGCGCAAAGAACACACAGUUUCUUCUCUGCCAAGUAUGGCUGUCAACCUCCUCAUCUUUCUUACGUGGACAGUAACAGCGUUCAUUUGUCACAAAUCUGCUGCCUUGUAUCUCCGCCAAGCACAUGACCAUGUACAUGGCGUUCUUGCGGUCUCGAUCACUCAGGUGAUUCUAUGCAUCAGUGUGUUUAAGAUUCGACGUAAAACAGCAUCUGAAGACAGAAAUCACACACUACCAAUCGUACUAUAUCACGUGACAGCAACAUUUUUAACCAAUAACAGCCUUUCACUCAUUCCAGCAUCAUCGACUAUCGCCGUCAGAAUGCUAGAGCCAAUUACAAGCGCCGUUAUUCAAUGUGUGAUACAAGAAUACCGCCCAGAAAUGACUGUGAUGAUAAGCUUAGCCUUUGUUGGUCUCGGUGGUGUAAUGUUCAUUUGGGAUCCCCUUCAAGAUGGCGCGCUGUUUGGAGGGGUGCUAGUCGCACUAAUGUCAAAUCUUGCACUAGGACUCAGAAACAUAUUCCUGAAGAACGGUUUUACGCGGGGCAGCUCAAUAGUACCGAGGAAUCCAAAACGUACAGCAUCAGUACUUAUUGUCACCGUGGUAUGCAUUGGUAUCUCAAUGCUUGUUUGCCAAAAGGAUGUUUUGCUGAGAACAGUUCUCUUAACGACAACUGCCAUCUUCCACUCCCUGUAUACCUAUUGCUCGGUGACCAUGGUGCUAAAGAGAGUCUCAGUAGUCUCCCACGCCGUCAUCAACAUCUUCAAACGUGUUACCGUCGUUCUGUUGCUGUGUGUUGCUGGGCAAAGAUAUGUGACGACAUUCAACCUGAUUGGUCUAACAACAGCAUCCCUGGGCUCAGCAGUGUAUUCCUUCAGAGGAAGGGUUCAAGACGUCACAGGGAAGAACAUAAACUUCGUGUGUCAACAAAACUUUACGUAUCUGGUGACAGCCUUUACAUGUCUUUUGCUGAUUUUCCAAGUUCGAACCCCUUUGUCCCGAGCAACAAUGGAGGAGGGGUCAAUAAACAAUCCUCGUGUCUACCCCAACAUAAGUCCACAUGUGCAGAAUCAACCCAGCGUGUUUGAAUUCUUUAAUGAAUCUCCUGUAACUCUAGUACAGAACAUCCAGCCGGGAGCAAGAGAGAAACUACAAAGAACUGUAUUUAAGCAAAGAGUUUCAAACGUACUUCACAUUGGUAACGCUAGUGACAAAAGACGCAUAUUGUAUGGUCCGUCUUGGAACACAGCUCUACUGGAUAAGCAAUGGAACAACAAUAUUUACAGACAGGUGUCAUCAAUGUCAACAUUCGAAAACGUUAUCAGUAAAAGUCGGGAUAUUCAAACAGAUAUAUUCCGUCGUCUCAUUGGGCGUUAUGAUUACGUUGUGUUGACCGAUCUGGCAGUUCAUGAGAAUAAAGGAGAUGCAUCAAUCAGUGCUGGGGAGCUGCUUCUGGUGAAGGACCUCGGUAAAGAAGUCAUCUUUUACUGCAGCACAUAUGCUUGUAGUGAUGCAAACCUGAUGGCUGGAAGAGAGAAGGCUCUUCUAUACGGCGUCCAGAAUGUUGCUGUUUUGUGCCACGGGGGAGGAAACAUGAUUGCAUAUAGAGACUCUGAUAUCCUGAGGGGUAAAGUGUUUGAAAUAUUCCGUGGUUUUGAAAUAUUUGUGAUGCCACAGAGUAUAUGGAUUAAUCCGAGACAUCUUGAUAAAACUCACUUACACGACACUGAGAAGGUGUAUGCAAGACACCCUCGCGUGACACUCCUUUUAAGAGACGUUUAUUCGUUGAGGCUUGCUACGAAGCAUUUCCCACAAACACGAUGCCUCCUUGUUCCGGAUUCUGCUUUUCAGAUUGGAUCAGUGCCUAGAUACCUUCAGCCCUCCUAUGACAUUCUGUGGAUGGCACGUAAUGACAUAGAGUCUGCUCAUUACAAAAUUCCGAAAUUCCCAUCAAACGUGUCAGUCACAGCAAGGGAUUGGAGAAAGUGGUUGACAGCGAAAGGGACAACGUCCACUGAAAAUAUGUUCCUUGUUGCUGUAAAUGGAUUUACGUUCCUCCAACGCGGACGGGUAGUUGUCACUGACCGUCUACACGGACACAUCAUGUCCACUCUGCUGCACGUACCGCACGUGUUGUUGGACACUGUUGAUGGCAAGGUGGCUAAGUACCACAACACGUGGACACGUGGUCUUGAAGGGAAGACUGUGUUAACAGCAACUUCAGGGACUGAUGCAAUGCACAAAGCCAUGUUCCUACUGAAAAAGUUUGCAAAUGUUUUGCCAUCGAUUGAUCCAAUCAUGAAAGUAAAGGAAACAAUCGUUUAGAUACAAUAUGUAUGAAAGUAAAGGAAACAAUCGUUCAGAUAAAAUAUGUAUGAAAGUAAAGGAAACAAUCGUUUAGAUACAAUAUGUAUGAAAGUAAAGGAAACAAUCGUUUAGAUACAAUAUGUAUAAAAAUAAAGGAAACAAUCGUUUAGAUACAAUAUGUAUGAAAGUAAAGGAAACAAUCGUUCAGAUAAAAUAUAUAUGAAAUUAAAGGAAACGAUCGUUUAGAUAAAAUAUGUAUGCAAGUAAAGAAAACAAUCGUCCAGAUAAACUAUGUAUGAAAGUAAAGGAAACAAUCGUCCAGAUAAACUAUGUAUGAAAGUAAAGGAAACAAUUGUCUUGAUAAAGUAUGUAUGAAAGUAAAGGAAACAAUUGUCUUGAUAAAGUAUGGAUAUUAUCAAAA